ACCUGAGGGGUCGCGGAAAGCCUCACGCUCGCCUGCUGAUCGCCGGGCAAAUUCAGCCCCUUUGAUCCUGGCAGGGCCUCUGGUGUAGAAGUGUCUCGGUGUGCGCAACCUGCUUUCUCACAAGGUGGCUGACGACUCUUUACUGCCCUUCCGUGAAACGAAGCAGCUUAACCCGUCUCCAUCUCAUCCAUUAAGGGGGAAAAAGCUGGAAGAGCUGUGCUGUGAACUUCAACUGGUAGAAGUCUUCCUUCAUCCUUGAAGCUGUCUAUUGAGAGAGUUAGCCACAGAAACAGAAACCAAAAUGCCUGUUUUAAAACACCCAGAGUAUCCAGAAGCAAAAUUGCUUCAGUUGGAAAGCAUGUUACCCUGUCGAGAAGCUCAAGCAUCCACCUUGUUGUCAGUAUUUGGAGAGCGUCAGCACUUUAGCUUUCCAUCCCUUUUCAUAUAUGGACACACAUCCAGUGGAAAGACUUAUGUGAUGCAGGCUCUUCUAAGAACCUUGGAGCUUCCUCAUGUAUUUGUGAAUUGUGCUGAAUGUUUUACUUCAAGAUUACUUCUAGAAGAAAUAUUGAGACAGUUACAGUGCCUUUCUAUCAAAAAAGAAGAUCCUUCAUUUGUAUGCUGUGACACAUUGAAUGAUUUCAUACGUUUAUUUAAAAAGGCAAUCUUGACACCUGAUCUGCAGAAUCAGACAAUAUAUGUUGUUUUGGAUAAUGCAGAACAGCUGCGUGAGCUGGAAGGAAAUAUUCUGCCAGGUUUUCUUAGACUACAAGAAUUGACAGAGAGGAACGUGACUGUGGUUCUCCUGAGUGAAAUUGUGUGGGAGCUUCUUCGUCCAAACACAGGAUGUCUUGAGCCACUGCCAUUAUAUUUUCCAGAUUACAGCAUAGGACAUCUGCAGAAGAUUUUAUCCCAUGACCAUCCUCCAGAAUAUUCGUUUGAUUUUUAUGCUGCAUAUAUAAAUAUUCUUCUUGGAGUCUUCUAUCCAGUCUGUCGGGACUUGAAGGAACUCCAACAUCUGGCUGCACUUAAUUUUUCUAAAUAUUGUGAGCCUGUGGUCCAAGGAGAGGCAAAUGAACGCGACACACGGCGACUGUGGAAAAAUAUUGAAUCCCAUUUGAAGAAAGCUAUGCAAACAGUUUAUCUUCGAGAAAUAUCCAGCUCCCAGUGGGAACGAUUACAGCAAGAUAAUGGAGAACCUGGACAAGUAAAAGGACUUUCGGCUCAUGCUCAUGUAGAACUUCCAUAUUAUUCCAAGUUUCUUCUAAUAGCUGCUUAUCUUGCCUCUUACAACCCUGCCAGGACAGAUAAAAGAUUCUUUGUUAAGCAUCAUGGAAAAAUUAGGAAGGUAAACUUUCAGAAGAAACAUGAAAAGACCAGCAAUCAUCUUCUUGGACCAAAGCCAUUCCCAUUGGACAGAUUGUUAGCAAUAUUAUACAGUAUUGUUGACAGCAGAAUUCCUCCAACUGCAAAUAUAUUUUGCCAGAUUACUUCUCUUGUAACACUACAGCUGUUAACCUUGGUUGGCCAUGAUGAUCAGUUUAAUGGACCAAGAUACAAGUGUGCUGUCUCUCUGGAUUUCAUCAGAGCUAUUUCGAGGACUGUGAACUUUGACGUAACAAAGUAUUUAUAUGACUUUUUGUGAAGACCUUUUGGGAGCUGUGAUGGUGGCUGAAGCAAACCCCGUUGCUGUGUCUACUUAGCUAUCCAGGGAGGAAAGACUGGGCUUGCUUGGAUUUGUCCAAAACAGGUGCUGACUCAGCAUGGAAUAAGAUGAAAACGCUCUAGUUGGUCUAGCUGGAUCCGUGCAGAGAACGCUUUACCUGAUACCCUGGCGUAUUUGGAACAAACGUGUUAAUUAUAAACAGCAGGGACUAAGCACAAUCUGUUCCACUCCUAAUUAUUUUAUUUCAGCGUUUUGAUUGCCUGAAACCCAUUUUACAAAGAUGUUAUUUUGUGCGGCGAUGAAGUAUUCCGUGCGCUUUGAACACGGCAGCAGACUUGUACGCCCAAUCUUUUCACUUCCUCUCCAUGGGAGGCUUUUGCAUUUUUCUGCCACAGCAGCCCAGACCUAAAGCCACCAUUUAAAGGAGACUGGAAUACAGUCUACAAUAAAUACACAGUCAAGGU
Molecule: messenger RNA, 2130 nt
Organism: Candoia aspera
Lineage: Eukaryota; Metazoa; Chordata; Lepidosauria; Squamata; Candoiidae
Gene: ORC5
Product: origin recognition complex subunit 5
Exons: 16
Coding region: 302-1645 (447 amino acids)
Biological process (GO): DNA replication initiation; DNA replication
Cellular component (GO): nuclear origin of replication recognition complex; nucleus
Molecular function (GO): DNA replication origin binding
Source: RefSeq, a predicted model, not a curated record